AAUAACAUUGUUAUCCUAAUUUUGGUCACAAAAAUGGAGAAUUCAUUUUUUGAAUACCGAGAUAAGUCGUUAGAGGAAGUAGAAAGUGAUUCAGAUACUGACAUUAUCGAAGAAAGUGUUCUCGAAGACUUGAUGCCAAAAACUCCUAUGAAAACUCCCAUGCGAAAUAACCACACGGUUGUACCUGAUUCAGAGGAAUCUCUUGUUUACGAUGGCUCGGACGAUGAAAAAGACACCCCCCAGGCUUCCAAAAGUGUGGUAGGGAGCAGUGAUGAUGAUGGAUCAGAAGAUGAAAAAGACACCCCUCAGGCUCCCAAAAAUGUUGUAAUGAGCAGUGAUGAUGAGGAAGUCUCACCAGAACUGGUGCCCAAACGUCGUCCACCUAUCCGCCCGAAAUCCCUGAACACCACAACAGACUCUCCCAUCAUCCGCAGAGUCAAGAAGCGCAUGGUUGUUGACUCUGACUCUGACAACUCCAUAAUUCUUGAUAAAGCCGAGAAAAGCAAAAUGAAAUGUCUGAAAGAUACACCGUUAAAGAUUGAUGGUGGGAAAGGUAAAAUAAAUGAUAGCGAGGAAAGCGGUGACGAUACUAUAGAAGAUAGUGAAACUUUUAUGAUUGACCAAGGGAAAGGUGAUGGUGAUGAAAGUGAUUAUGAUGCUAGGGAUGUAAAGAAGAUUGACAAUGAUAAAGCCAGCGACUAUAAUUUUACCGAUGAUAAUGAUGAAAGUGAUUCUAGUCAUGAUGAAGAUAUGGAGCAGGGUGAUGACAAAGACGAUGGCAGUGAAAGUGAUGAUGAUGGCGCCAAAGUCGGUGAGGAAAGGGCUGACCAUAAUGGGGAAGAUGAUGAUGAUGAAGGUCCUAACGAGGACCUGAUGGUGAUGUCGCGCGCGACAAGAAUGAGUAUUAUGGGGAUAAUACCGAAAGAUGACGAAAGUGACGAGUCGGACUUUAUCGAGACUGAUGAGAGCGUAAAACGUAGCAUCGGAGACUCUACAGAAAGCUUGAACGACCUACCCGCUGAUAUCCCAACAACCAGAAUACCUCUGGCUGAAUCCACCCGCCGAGCCACAGGAAUGAACCUGUCACCUCUAGAAGAAGCCGGUCUUGACAGCAACUCAGAUUUACCAGAAGUCGACAGAACCACUCGGACACCACACAAGGCAAAACCAAAACCGUUGACUCCAGUAAGAGACUCCUUACAAGAUAAUAAUGAUCAUUCAGAAAUGGACUCCGCACCUCCUGAAGAAGAUCUUCAAGACAGUGACUCCGAUUUACCAGAAGUUAAUAUAACCACCCGGACACCGCAUAAGCCAAGAACACCGAAACCUUUGACACCAGUAAAGACGUCAGACGAUUCAGACAAAAAUGAUGAUUCCGUGUUAACCUGCUCACCAAUACAGAGCCCUUUGCGUGAUGUCACUGCAGAUUUUAACAAUUCCCCAAAAUUACCCAAAAAUACACUUAAAGACAAAAAAUUUAAAAAUUUACCAGAAAUUGAUGAUAAUACUUAUUACGACGGAGAAGUUACAGUGGUUGACGAUGGUUUUGAGAAACCAAAAAGUAAAAGUAAAAUGGCGAAACCAAAAAUUAGGAAUACUUACUAUGACGGUGAAGUGACAGUUGUGGAGGAAGCGGGGAGAGCGGGGAAGGUGAAUGUUGGUGAAGAUGAAGAUGUGGCUGUGAUCGAGUCCGUGCCUGAGGUCAUCAUGCUGAGCAGUGAUGAGGACGAUGAGUUAUCCGCCCCAAAGGCCACCGUCAAAACUUCCCCGAAGUCAAAAACUUCUCCAAAGCCGAAGCCAGGCAAGCGCGACAACACCAUGCACCAGUACCUGCCUCCGCCCAGCUACCCAAACCAAGUGGAGUACGUGCAGAAACAUCAGCUCGACAACGAACUUAGCAAGCUCAAUGGCAUGCAAGGGGACUUGCAAAACAUCAGGAACCUCCUGGACAACAUGGACGUGAACACGCUCCCUGACGGCGGUUCCAAGCUCAUCACCCGUCUCACCGAACUAGAGGCGGCCGUGCGGCGACAAGGCAAUAAGGUCGGCAAUAUGGUGGUCGAACCUAGUCAACCCACACCGGCGGAUGUGGCAAGGGAUGGAUAUGACCAGGGACUGUCCUGGGACGACCUGCAGAAGGCCAGCAAUGCCGUGCAGCCCAGGAUGUUUGGCAAGCAGGCGAUGUCAACCCAUUUUGCGGAGCGAAACCUGAUCCUAGAGCGUCUCCGGGACCUCCACUCAGCAUUAGACACACGGCCGGCUGAAGAGAAACAGGCUACAGCGCCGGCCGCCAUGAAGACGGAACUCAUGCCGCAUCAGAAACACGCGCUGGCUUGGCUGCGGUGGCGGGAGGCACUCAACCCGCACGGCGGGAUCCUUGCGGACGACAUGGGUUUGGGCAAGACCAUCACAAUGAUCUCCCUGAUCGCGGGCGACCGGGAGAUCGCUGAUGAUGGGGAGGAAUCCGACGACGAUGUUGCUGCAGACAGAGCCAGGGGCAAACUAACAAAUGGCGGCACGUUGGUAGUAUGCCCGGCAUCUCUCAUGACCCAGUGGGAAGGAGAGGUGAAGAAGCACUGUCUCCCUCACCGAGUAACCACGGUCUUACAUCACGGGGCUUCGCGGGCCACGCAGCCGCAACGACUCGCGCACAUCGAUAUUGUGAUGACUACCUACAACAUUCUGCAGCGGGAUAGUGAAAAGAAUGGAGUCCUGAUGCGCAUGUCGUGGCGGCGCGUCAUCUUAGACGAGGCACACAUGGUGCGCAACCACAAGAGCGCCACCUCGCGCGCCGUGUGCGGCCUGCGCGCGCGCCGCCGCUGGGCGCUCACCGGCACGCCGCUGCACAACAAGGACUUGGACCUGUUCGCGCUGCUCAAGUUCCUACGGUGUACGCCGUUCGAUGAUCUCGCCAUGUGGAAGAAAUGGAUCGACAAUAAAAGCCAAGGCGGGCAGGAGCGGCUGAGCACCAUCAUGCGCUGCAUCAUGCUGCGCAGGACCAAAGUGCAGCUGCAGGCCAAGGGGCAGCUCAAGGACCUGCCGGAGCGAACCGCGCACCAGUGCCACGUGACGCUCACUAAAGAGGAAAUGAACGUCUACCAGAAAGUGUUGGUGUUCUCGAAGACGUUAUUCGCCCAGUUCCUUCACCAGCGCGCCGAGAAGGACGCCGACAAUGGCCUCAUGCCGAGAGGGGCACAGAAGGAUUCCGCCUACUACGAGAUGCACAAGAAGAUGAUUGCGCUGCAAGGAGCAAAACCCGUCAAAGCCCACGAGAUCUUAGUUCUACUUCUGCGGCUCCGACAAGUGUGCUGUCACUGCGGUCUCAUCGCCGCCAUGUUGGACGGGGAUGACACCGGCGCCAUUGAAGAGGACGAGGGGGGGAAGGAUCUGUUGGCCGAGCUGAACAAGCUGACCCUGGAGGACGCUAAUAAGAGCGGAGAUAAGGUGAACGAGUCUACAACGUCCCCAGAGGAAGAAGGCACGACGGUAGCCGAGGCCAUCCGCUCCGUGCUGUCUCCGAAUAACCCCGUGUUCCAACUCACCAUGCGCUCCUCUAAGAUUCAAGCUGUCAUGGACUGUCUUAAAGAAAAUGUGUUGGUCAAUAAAGGUGAAAAAGCGGUAGUGGUAUCCCAAUGGACGUCAGUGCUGAGCCUCGUGGAGACGGAGCUGAAGCAGGAGCGCGUGAGGAGCGUCACGCUCAGCGGCAGCGUGCCCGUGCCGGCGCGCGCCGCGCUAGUCAACGCGCUCAACGAUGCCAAGUCUGACGUCCGGAUAAUGCUCCUCUCCCUGUGCGCCGGCGGCGUGGGUCUCAACUUGUGCGGCGCGUCCCACCUGCUGCUGCUGGACCCGCACUGGAACCCGCAGCUGGAGGAGCAGGCGCAGGACCGGAUAUACCGCGUCGGGCAGACACGCCCCGUGCACGUGUACAGAUUCAUGUGCGUGGACACAGUGGAGCAGAGCAUCCGAAAGCUGCAGGACGCGAAACUAGAGAUGGCGGCCAACGUGCUCACCGGCGCGAGGCACACCAGCGCCUCCAAGCUGAGCAUCGAGGACCUGAAAGUGCUUUUCAACAUGGGACAACAGUAAUAUUA
Cydia amplana is the source of this 4091-nucleotide messenger RNA. It is a transcript of the gene lds, whose product is annotated as transcription termination factor 2. Gene Ontology annotation, biological process: DNA repair. NCBI's taxonomy places the organism in Eukaryota, Metazoa, Arthropoda, Insecta, Lepidoptera, Tortricidae. Gene Ontology annotation, cellular component: nucleus. The record is from RefSeq and is a predicted model, not a curated record. The transcript has 21 exons. Gene Ontology annotation, molecular function: ATP binding; ATP-dependent chromatin remodeler activity. The coding region runs from base 34 to 4086 and encodes 1350 amino acids.